UGUAUAUUGAGUUUUAUUGUUGACAAGGAAAAAAGGAAUGGGUUAUCAACAAGUCGUGCAAAAUUCUCUUGUAGCAAGCUUUGUAGUGCUGUUAGGCUUCUUUUGCAUGGUACAUGGAAAAACGUUGGCAAAUGAUGCCAGUUUAUCUCACAUGCAAAGAGGAGGAUACCAAACAGUAUCACCUACAGUAACUCAACAAUGCCCAAAGCUGUGCGUCACAGCUACGCAGACACAAGUACAAAGUUGUAUUUAUACAAAUAUUCAAGUACCUUAUAUCUCGCAAUGUGUGACUGUAACUCCUACAACUUGUUAUAAAUACGUAACCAAAUAUAAACAAGUCUGCUGCGAACAGGAAUAUCAACAACAAGACUAUCAACAACAACAACAACAAUGCACAGAGUAUUGCCAAUUAUCUUAUCAACAAUCAGUCAGUUACCCUUGCAGCACUCAGAUUUCAUAUCCAUGUCAAGAAUAUCGUCUCAUGCAAGUACAGCAAUGUUGUCAAAUUCCAAAGGUGAAAUGUGUCCAACAUACUCAAGUUUGUAUUCAACAAGAAGAGCAACAACAGCAACAACAGCAAGAACAAGAACAACAGGAACAAGAACAAGUGCAAGAAGAAGCUCAACAAGUACAACAAGUGGAACAACAACAACAACAACAAGAAGAAUAUUAAAGAAAAGAGAGAGAGAGAGAGAGAGGGAAGUUGUAUACCUGCCAAGGUUGCAGGAAUAUGAUGUUUGUAGUAAUAAAAGAGCUUAUGCAUGACAUGUAAAAAAGGGGAGUAGUUAUCCAAGAAAAUUUGUUACUGCUGUUUUGUAAAGUGUACUGUGGAAUAGAUACAUAUCAAUAAGCGAUUGAGUGUUUAUCUACACAUAACCAUCCCUUGAUAUACAUCUUCAAAGAGUCUCUUUUGUAAAGCUGUUGGUCCUUCAAACAAGGAUGUUGAUUUCUUCAAAGCAUAGCCCAACUUCAUAGAAACCAAGAAAUACGAGUAGAUUAUUUCUUAGUUGUCAUGUAAUGGGAAAAACGCCAACUCAGUUGCAAAAUAAUACAUGGAAGAUUAUGUUUCCAAUAUUAGAAUUGCAUAAUAGUAUGCGGAUGGAUACAAGGACAUUUUCCAAAGUAAAUCCUAUUCUUUUUGG
Molecule: messenger RNA, 1142 nt
Organism: Galdieria sulphuraria
Lineage: Eukaryota; Rhodophyta; Bangiophyceae; Galdieriales; Galdieriaceae
Exons: 4
Coding region: 38-673 (211 amino acids)
Source: RefSeq, a predicted model, not a curated record